AUGAAUUGGUCGUCUGCGAAGUUUGAAUCGCUUUAUAAUGGCAUCGAAAGCGCCGAAUUAGAUCGUAAGUUGUUCGAUGAAAUUCUACCAGACUUACAGGACUUAAAUCUUAAUCAUGAUAAGUGCAAAAACUCUUCAAGUCGAAGUCAAUUAGAAAAGGGCGAGGUAACUUUUUCUGACGGUAGUACUUAUAAAAUCAAUCAAGAAUUUAUGAUCGCUGCUAUUGCAGUAUCCGAUGAGCUGAAUUUGGAUGAAAUAGUCGUAUGUGAAAUGAUGAUUAAUGAUACGGGUGCUAGAAGCUCAGAAACUGGCGAAGAGCUUUCUUUAAUUAACAGGGCAAAGGUAAAUUACUUCAUGAGAAGACAGUUCAUUUUACAACUAACGGCUUUUCUGAUAAAUUGCGUGGAAGAGGACAAUCCCAUUUAUGUGGAUCUGCUGGCCAAUGGCAAGCUAGUUGUCAACGUGUUAAAGGCUUUCCGGUUUAUUCAUUCUCAAUUGGCGGACAUCAAGCAAUUGAUCAGUAAGGCAAGAAUCCUCGAUAAUUACCAUGCAUUGGAAAAGCGUAAUGUGAAGUUCAAACGAGAUUUUCUCUUGAAAGAAUAUGACAUCCUCGGUCAGAUUCUUUGCGGACUCAUGGUCAAAGGCGAUUUUUUGUCGAGAGAGCACCUCAUGAAUCUAAUAAAUCAUGUAUGUGAGAUGCACUCAAAUGACUUCUUCAUCGUAUAUUAUCUUCCUGCCAUAUUUUGCGCCUUUGGAAAUUUGGAUAAACUUCCGGAUAAGGAUGUUAGGUCAAUCCAUGACCAGUUUAUAAAGGACUUAAGGUCUGAGGAGAUUUACACUAACCCUAUCAAGGUUUCUUUGAUAUUCGUUUUUCUAUCCUACUUUAUUGGUUGGUGUAAAUCGGAUCCUUCAGAAAGAGCCAACACCAUGGAUUUCACUGUGGCCGUGGAUGAGCCGAUGACCAGAGCGGUUGAGUAUGGCGCUAUGGAACUGCUGCUGAUCUUUGCAGCGGAAACUUCUAUGGUAGAAAAGGAUGCAAGUUUUGGGCUUUAUUACGAUGUACGAUCAUUACUAGAGAGACAUCUCCCAAGACUCAUACCUAUCCAGCUUUUGGACAGCGACACGACCAUUCAACAGCAGCAAUCACAGCUUCAUAAUAAUCCGUCUGAUUCAACAUAUACUGCGCCCAAUAGUCACGACACCAAGGACAGAGCAUUCGAAUGUAUUAGCCUUUCGGAAGGAACCGAAUCCUUUUUUUUGACCAUGUUUCACGAUGUACUCAGGUCGAUAAUAGCGGACUGUGCUUUCCUUCUUACGAAGAUAAAAGAUGCCGAAGAAGACUCACUUUUAUCCGGAGAAGAUUUAAAUUUGGAUGAAAUCGCUUUGAGGGCUGAUUUGGAGAGAUUUUUUCUUACAAUAUAUUAUUUCUACUCAUUCAGGCCAGAAUAUGGAAAGCUUUUCUGGGAAGACAAGGAAUCGAAUGCUUACGGUUUUAUUGAAUGGUCAGCAAAGUGCCAUGAUAGCUUGAUGAAGUCAUGCUUCUAUUUGAUGAUUUCAAGUCUCUCGUGUGGUCUGGAGAACUCACUAAGCGUUUAUCAUUACUUUGUUGCAAAUAACGAUGUGACAUGGGACUUAAUGGCUCAAUGCAUAAAAAAUUACAUUGUGAAGAUAUGUAAUUUAACUGCGAGGGUCCAGCAGAGACAACUAAAACGCGACUCAGAAGAAGUUGACUCUUCGCUUGUUGCAUUAGAAGAUGGUUUAAAUGAAGAGGCAGUUAUUUUCAUUUCUUCAUUAUUUACUCUGAUCGGGUCAGUCGCCAAUAACAUUGAAGAAGACAUAAAGACUAAGCUUUCCAAACUUUAUACUGAGCCGCUGUUCGAGUUCGCGAAACUAGAGACGCCAUUAAUUGGUGCUUGUUUCAAGACAUUAAGCCACUUGGUGCCUUUCUCGGAAAUAGAAAGAUCAUCUUUUUGGUAUUCCCUGGAUUCAUUUAUUUUCAAGACCGGUCAACCAACCAUGGUGUCCGACUCCUACCGGUCGAUAUUUAUGUCAAAGUUCACAAAUUUUUCUGAGGUUGUUGGAUUUUUAAGCCUUUUCCAAAAGCUUCUUGUCACUGGACCAAAAAAAGAAUAUGAGAGUUAUAUGGCUUUUGGAAAACUGGCCUUCCCAAGCAACCUGGGUCGAGGUUACAGAAAGGUGGGAAUAAAUCCAUAUUUUGAUUAUAUUUUGCAGGAAGUGCUUGUCAACUCUGGUCAGUUACACGAUUCUUUAAAAACAAGAUGCAUUCAAUCUCAAAUUCUUCACAUAAUGGAGGAAGCUCUUCUUUCUUUCGAUUACAAUGUGAUUUUGAACUCAAUAGCGGCGAGCGCCAAUCUGGAUAAGUUAGUGAGCGUUGGCAAUUUUGCUACCUACAUUCAGGAAUGCCCAGCCACAAUUGUUUUCAACUACAUAUUCACCGAAAAGGUUUACAAGAGCAUUUUUGACAUCGUUUCUAUCGGGAUUGAUGAUAUUCACAUCGAGUUGGAUGGAGGCAAUGAGCAAUUGAAACUCAUCAAUUUGUCACUGAAAGUCCUGAACAUUAUCUUGGAUUUCCAAGGUCCUUACAUUGAAGAGUUUGUGCCAGUUAUCAAUAAGCAAGAAAACACAAGCUAUUAUAUACCCAAAGAUUUUGGUUUGCACGGCUUACGCUCCUUCUACGACGCUAUUUUCUUCCAUCUGUCAGUGGUUGCACAUUUAGGUCUGUACGUUGGAUUGAAUAACUUUGAUGUGGCAUUGAACUCAGUUCGAUUAUUAGGGAAACUUGCUGCCCGUAAUCCCGGUGAAAGUUCACCUUUUGCCGCGAAGAAUACAUUGUUGACUAUAUUUGACUCGGUUGACGAGUCAGCGCGCAUCAAGGAUGCGUUUAUCUCACAGAUAGAAAGAACAAUCGAUUGUGAGGAAGCUCUCACAUUGAAAAUCGAAAUCCUGGACUUUAUUAGAAUGAACUUACCAGCUACCGAAGCGGAUGUUACUAUUUCCCAUUUAUUGCUUGGUUUUCAGGUAUCAAACGUUAUAUCCACUGGGCCUAACCUUUCCACUUUUAUCAAUUCAGACAAUUCCUUAUUGAACUCAGUAGUCAACCUGAUGGAAGCUUCUCUGCACAAUGUUGAUCGAUCUUGUAUUAAUUAUGCUCCAAUGAGGUUAGCGGCUUUAUCACUGAGUAUAAUAAUGGUACUCUGCAGAAACUCUUUGACUUCACGCCUAGCGCUGGAUUACUUUGUUGAACAUCGAUUAUUUGAGCUACUGGUUAGCCUGGAUCCUCAGGCGGACGUAAAUACGCUGUGGAACGGAAGAAUGUUCAACUUGAGACAGGAAGAAGAGUUUAAACAAUCCGAAUCACUAGGUGCUCUUCUCUCUUUUCUAAGUUUUAGAACUGAGCUUCUUCAAUAUUUGAGCUUAUCGAUCCACAGACUUGCUUCUAGCGGAAGAGGAUCGCAGAUCAGAGCACAUACAGAUUUGCUUAUUUCUAACACAUUGUAUUCAGCAAGGGUAUUUUCAUUGAUCAGCUCUCUUAACUAUGGGGAUAUGUUACACCAAACAGUUCACUUAGAUGGCUUGAAAUUUUUCAAGGACCUCCCCAUUAAGCUUGAUUUGGUAACGACAACAAAAAGCUGCCUUGGACACAUUUAUGACCUCAGCGCUGUCGAUUCUUUGGCAGGCUUAUCAUGGCGGGUGAAGUCGAAUCACUAUACAGACUGUCUUUCGUCGUCUCCUGAAGCAAUGGAGGAGUUAGACGUCAUACACACAAAAAUAACUAGCGUUCUAGCUCGUCAAAGUUUCGUGAAGGGCCAGCUCUCAAUCCUCCACUCGUGGGCUCAAUUGGUGGAAAUUAUAGCAUCAGAUGGUGAGCUUUCUUGUAUGGAUCGCUCAAAUUUUAUUUUAGAGGUUUUUGGCGCUAUAAUACCAAAAAUCAACGACUACAUCGAGUUCGAUGUUUCUUUCUCCGAAGAACUUGUUUCACUAGCUGUAACACUUUUCGAAGUUUAUCAAAAGGACAGGAUGUCCGUAGACGGUUUCCAAACAAUUGACAACAGGCUUUAUAACCUCUUCAAAACGUGCAUUCAUGGCAUCAAUUCUCCACUGUCAUCGUUUUCAAUUAGGUCCAAUUUUUACUUACUAGCCAAUAGCUACCUGGUUCACGCCCUGGGAGACACAAAGCUUGCCAGACAAAUUCUGCAAGACUUGAAAAUGGGUAGCGAGGUUCUUGUGGAAGUCAUAUCCAAAGACGCCAUUUACGGACAAGGCACAAACAGGAUAACGAGCAUCUUCUUACUAGAUUCUUUGGUGCGUCUGGGAGACAUCAACAAGGAAAAUUUCAUAUUGGAUUUCCUGAUGAAGAAAACACAACUUCUUUUGAUCAUAAGGUCCCUCAAGAAUAUCAAUGUCUUCUUAACCUCGCCUCAGAAUAACGUUAGUAUCGAUGAUCUGCUGUACGAGCUAACUGCAUUUAAAUCGGUAACAUACCUACUGAUACGAAUUGCAGAAAAUCGAAAUGGAGCUCAUGCAUUAAUACAGAACAAAUUAUUCCAAGUCAUAGAAGAUUGUUCAGCUUUACAAUUAGAUCCAGAUUUAGGUCUGGAUUUAGUCAUCAAUGAGUUGUCGGCUCAAAAUUCUGGUCUACUAUCCAUCAAUGUCAGCUUGGAUAAUCCAUUAUUUAUGGGAAGAGACGCUUAUGAGAUUUCUCUCUUCGAGCUGAUCGUUCCCAUAUUUCAAUUAAUUGCGGCUGUUCUGCUCAGUAUGGGAAGUGCCAACCUUCGUGUGAUGUCGGAUGUCAAGAGCCUGCUAGUGAAGUUUAGAAAGCUCUCGAUUGGAAUUAUGAAAAGGGAUGCUUUGAAAGAUAUGAAUGAAAAAUACAGGCUUUCUGGCGUUGCUUCAGAGGGUCAAGAGCAGAUGGUAAGGCUAAUAGUGCUCCUAUGUACCUUAACCGGCUAUCGCGGUGAAGAAACAAUUUGA
Messenger RNA from Torulaspora globosa, 4992 nucleotides. RefSeq names its product Nup192p (gene NUP192). Gene Ontology annotation, cellular component: nuclear pore; nuclear pore inner ring. The coding region runs from base 1 to 4992 and encodes 1663 amino acids. The record is from RefSeq and is a predicted model, not a curated record. Gene Ontology annotation, biological process: nuclear pore organization. The transcript has a single exon. NCBI's taxonomy places the organism in Eukaryota, Fungi, Ascomycota, Saccharomycetes, Saccharomycetales, Saccharomycetaceae. Gene Ontology annotation, molecular function: structural constituent of nuclear pore.